ACACUGGGUACGCUGUGUCGCCUGGGUGGACAGUAUAGUUACAUCAACAUUAAAUGGAAUAAAAUGCCGCGGAUUCAUGUAAAUAGGGACGUCGCUUCAACGCAAUUAAUUAACGGUUCCUAAUUAGCGCGGCUCGCCUCCGGAGCGGGUGGUGACAGGCCUAUUUUCGGCGUUUAACGGCAAUAUUUCAGGGAGAGGAGUGACGUCCUCCUCACCACAGCAGCUGCAGGGAGAUUUUGUCACUUUAGUCCCUGUUGAACAAGCGAUGAACUGAGGACCUCUUCCACUUCUCAGCCUCACACGUCUCUGCAGCGUCUCCUCUCCACUCGUGCUGCCCGUCGGUUAAGGACUCGACCGCGUCGCCUCAACGCACCUGGACAGAGAAAUGCGUGUGCGCGCGUGUCCUCGGAUGCAUGACUGUGCCUGAGUGUUCCUGGGCUGCACUUCCUCUCUCGCCUUCCGAGAGGCGCUUCUCCACUUGACCGACUGCAACAUUUGUCUUCGCAACUGCAAAGCAUCAUGGGUAGGAAAAAGAUUCAGAUCCAACGGAUCACCGAUGAAAGGAACAAGCAGGUGACAUUUACAAAGCGAAAGUUUGGCUUGAUGAAGAAAGCCUACGAGCUGAGUGUGUUGUGCGACUGCGAGAUCGCCCUGAUCAUCUUCAACCACGCCAACAAGCUGUUCCAGUACGCCAGCACUGACAUGGACAAGGUCCUGCUCAAAUACACAGAGUACAACGAGCCGCACGAGAGCCGGACCAACGCAGACAUUAUCGAGACUUUGAGAAAGAAAGGAUUCAACGGCUGCGACAGUCCAGAGCCGGACGGCGAAGACUCGAUUGACCAAAGUCCACUUAACGAUGACAAGUAUCGUAAGACCACAGAGGACCUGGAUGUUCUCUUCAAACGCUACGGACAGUCGGCAGCUCCGCCCCAGACCUUCUCCAUGCCAGUCACAGUCCAGGCGUCCAAUCAAAGCACACUGCAAUUCAGUAAUCCUGGCAACGCGCUGGUAACUACCUCCUACGUAACAUCGUCGUCGCUCACGGAUACCCACCUCCUGUCGCCACAGCAACCGGCUCUUCAGAGAAAUACGGUGUCUCCCGGGUUGCCACAGCGACCAGCCAGUGCAGGUGCUCUUCUCGGAGGCGAUCUGAAUAAUUCAAAUGGAGGAUGUCCAAGUCCAGUCCCUAAUGGAUACACCAGUGCCAGGGCCUCCCCAGGCCUCCUCACUGUUUCCAACGGCAACAGUCUGGGGAAAGUAGUUCCGGCCAAGUCUCCACCUCCACCUCCGAGCCCCCAGAUGGUCAACAGCCGCAAGCCAGACCUCCGAGUCAUCACCUCACAGGGCGGAAAGAGCCUCAUGCAGAUGAACGCCCAGCGGCUGGCAGCUGGAGCCCAGGUGGCGCAAACCCUCACCACACCGGUGGUCUCUGUCGCCACACCGAGCCUCCUGGCGCAGGGGCUGCCCUUCUCCGCCAUGCCCACGGCGUAUAACACAGAGUACCAGCUGACCAGCGCAGACAUCACUGCUUUACACGCUCUGGCGUCACCUGGCGGCUUGUUGCCCACCAGUGUGUCCACAUGGCAACAGCAGCAGGCUGUUACCCAGCAACCGCAACAGCAACCACAGCAGCAGCAGCAACAGCAGCAAACACAGCAACAGCAGCAGCAGCAGCAACUUAAUCUCGCGUCACUCAGCAACUUGGUCAUGUGGGGCGUGGACAAACAGAGCAGCGAGCUGUCUAGCCAGGUGUCCAGCCUGGCUGCCAAUCUGAGUGUUGGCUCUCCGUCCAACCUGCUCUUGGGUAGAGAUGAGUGGUUGGGCCGGCCGGUGACCCACAUAUCUCAAGGCGCCAUGCUGACCGUCAACACCAACUCCAGCGUGAGCAUCAAGUCGGAGCCCGUCUCCCCCGGCCGGGACCGCAGCACCCCCUGCCCUCCUCCGUCUUCUAGCACGCCGUCCUCGACCUCAGGCGGAGCCAUCCUGACCGCUCCGCCCCAGUACCCCGGCUCGCUGCUGUGCCUGGAGCCUCCGACUGGCCGCUCGCCGGCGGACAGCGUGAGCAGCAACGCCAGCUCCUUUGAAGGCAGCGACCGCGACGACGCAGCCGGCGGUGGCGGUGGAGGCGGAGGUGGCGGCAGCACGGCCGGCGCCACGGGUCCCGCCAGCCGGUCUGUGCCGCCCGACUUCAGCCCGUCGGCCGAGCUCCUCAGGGCAUCGAACGAACCAGAGCAGGAAGGAGGGAACAUCAAGCGCAUGAGAUUGGACGCCUGGGUCACAUAGAGGCACCGGCGGCGGCGGCGGCAGCUCUCUGCACCCACAGUGAAGUUCUGGUGACUCGUAAACACCCACAACAACAACAACAACAACACACACAUCCACACUCAUCCUUAGUCCCCCACUGCCCCCGACCCCACCGCCAUGUAACACUAUCACCACACAUCUGCCUCUGUCCAGAUCAUACGACUCAGCUGCGUCACCCAGACUUACGAGGCUUUGCCAAAAAAACCACAAAAAAACAACACAAACAGAAACAUCCGACCCUUUGGGGUCUCAAUCUGAGUGAAAGAAGGACGCGGUAGAUUUUUAAAGCCUUCUUGCUCAAUCAAACUUCCGUAUAGUUAAAAAAAAAAAGAGGUGUUCAGCCUUUUUUUUUUUCUCUCCCAUUGUUUCACCUUCAUGUAUUUACAUCGAAGCUCUUACGUCGUUCACACAUGUGAGCGGUGGCGUGUCGAGGACUCGUGCCGCCACUCUUUGCUCUUCAGAACCUAUUUAGAUCGUGUGCUGUCCAGUCUUCUACUUCCAAACUGCACAAUUGGAAACUAACUUCAUCGGGACAAAGUGUGAGGACCGAGCGUCUACCAGGCACUAACCAGACUCUCACAGGGUCUCUCUAGGACACUUCUGCGUCGGUGGAUCUCUCUGGUUACCCCAACCUCAUGCAACCAGGCAGGCCCGAGCCCUCAGGCGGCACUCUGCGGGCCGUGGAGUCGAGCACCUUUUCGCCAGAGUGCCAAUAUCAACUUCUUCAGAGUAAAAAAUGCCAAAUGCCCUCUCGCACGCGGUGCAGGGACAUCUUAUCACUCGCACUGUCAAGGAAACACUGAGAACUAGAAACUGCUUUUUCCGAGCUCCGCAUUGGCCGUCGCUUUCACAGACUGGGUGCUCCUCCCGUCCUCUCACCUCAUCUCCUCUGGAACUCGGAUGGAAAAUCGUUGCACCAGAAAUCCAGCCAGUCACUCAGCUUAUUACCAGGAGUAGAUGCCAUCCAGUUAAAAAUGCAUAGUAGUUUUAUGAGCCUCUGGUGGCUUUUUUAUUUCCUUUUCUUUUUUUUGAGUAGGGAAGUAUUUGGUUCUUUCAGUCCAAGUGUUCUUUAUCUGUUGGUAUUUUGAAAAAAAAAAAAAAAAAGUCUGUUUUGAAGGUCCUUUAGUCGUCCAGAAGUAGGAAUUCUGACUUUGUAUAAAAAUCACUCCUUAUACAAAAGCUUUGAUGUCCUCUUUAGCUCUCUAUAGCUCUCCUUAGCUCUUUGCCGUGUUUCGAAAAGUGACAGGAAAAGACAUUUUCUAUAUUUCUACCGCUUCAGUUGGCGACAAAGUGAAAUAGCUUUUCGGCUUCGACGACGUGUAUGUACAUAUGAAUAUAUUUGCAUAGACUUUGCUAGGUAUCCCUAAAAACAAGCAAUGUGUUGAUUCUCAGUGGAUCUGUUUGCAUAUAUGAGUGUGACUUUGAUAUGUUUCGAGCUACGGUGCAGGGGUUAACGCCACGCCGGGCGGUGCUGGCGGGUCGGACUCGUUUCAGUAAACCUAUUUUAUUCUAGUGUU
Stegastes partitus (bicolor damselfish) is the source of this 3824-nucleotide messenger RNA. RefSeq names its product myocyte-specific enhancer factor 2D homolog. Lineage: Eukaryota; Metazoa; Chordata; Actinopteri; Pomacentridae. Gene Ontology annotation, molecular function: RNA polymerase II cis-regulatory region sequence-specific DNA binding; histone deacetylase binding; DNA-binding transcription factor activity, RNA polymerase II-specific. Gene Ontology annotation, biological process: cell differentiation; heart development; positive regulation of transcription by RNA polymerase II. The coding region runs from base 520 to 2286 and encodes 588 amino acids. The record is from RefSeq and is a predicted model, not a curated record. The transcript has 12 exons.